This is a messenger RNA of Lolium perenne, 1315 nucleotides long. Its product is annotated as MEIOTIC F-BOX protein MOF. NCBI's taxonomy places the organism in Eukaryota, Viridiplantae, Streptophyta, Magnoliopsida, Poales, Poaceae. The record is from RefSeq and is a predicted model, not a curated record.
UCCAGCCCCACCCGUUAACUACACCCCGGACUACUCCUACAGACCCAAAGACUACUACUACGACAACGAGGAGGAUUACUCCUCUUCAGAUGUCGAGAUGUGGAUCCGUGCCGCCGUAAACACCGGGGCUCGCUCUAUCCAGCUCACCCAACAUCCGAAGGACAAGGCCUUCGCCGACCUCGAUAGCGUGCCCAUCAUCUCCUGCCACCUCAAACACCUCCACCUAUCGGGCGCAACGUUGCACGACAAGACCUUAAGGCAGCUCUCUUCCCAGUGCCCUUCUUUGCAAGUCCUGGAGCUCAGCAAGUGCUGCCUGGAUGGCCCCCAGAUAUCGUCUGCCUCGCUUACUAGUUUGGCCAUCGUCGAGUGCAGGAUCAUGGCCGACCUCUCCGUCACUGCUCCUAACCUCGUAUCGCUUCGCUGUGUCAGUCCGUACCAUCGUGCUCCUUCGUUUGAAAACAUGGGGUCUCUGGCCAGGGGCACCAUCGUGCUUAAUGACUCUUUCUUGCAUGAUAAGUUUGAAUACAAGUACAAAGAUAUCAAGCCAGAUGUAUCUGAGUGCGAUGCCAGUGACUCAAAUCAUGAUAACUGUGAUAGCGAUGCUGAUAACGACGACUUGAGGUCCAGCGAAGGAUUCUAUGGUGCUAAUGUUUUAGGUGGACAAAAUGUUAUCUGCAGCCUUUCAAAUGCUACAAGUUUGGAGCUCAUAGCUAAUGCCGGAGAGGUGAUUCUGAAUAGGGAACUGGAAAUGUGCCCAAUCUUUAGCAACCUCAAGGCGUUAUCCCUUGGUGAAUGGUGUAUGGCUGCUGACUUGCAUCCAUUAGUUUUAUUCCUGCAGCAUGCUCCAAAUCUGGAGAGGCUUUUUCUUAAACUUAAAAUGAAUCAUACGGAAAUAGAAAACAAUAUCAAUCCAGAGGGUACUUCAUUUGCUUGCAAAAAGCUUGCAGUGGUCAAGAUAAAAUGUCCCAAGGAGGAUGAAAGAGUUCAUGUGUUAGCACAGUUCUUUGUGGCUAAUGGCAUAGCCAUGGAAAAGAUAUCUGUCGACCACCGUCCGACUCGCCAAACUUGCAAAUCCUAGGCCUGAGACGCGGAUGGGAUGCCUUGUAGGAACUGCAGUUUGGGCGAUGAUUGCUGUUAUAUUCUCUCACGCGGCACAUAACCAUGGCUGCAGAACUUGAAUGGAGUUUCUGGUGCUUCGUGUGUGUAGCUCUGAAGUCUAAACUAUGUGUGGCUAUAUGAAACCCUUAAAGUAAAGAUUGUUUUUCUCUAGUAUGACGAGUUAACAUUAUUAUAUAUAAUCAAGUUUGGUUUCUUC